Messenger RNA from Salvelinus namaycush (lake trout), 1731 nucleotides. RefSeq names its product B-cell lymphoma/leukemia 10-like. Gene Ontology annotation, cellular component: cytosol; CBM complex. Lineage: Eukaryota; Metazoa; Chordata; Actinopteri; Salmoniformes; Salmonidae. Gene Ontology annotation, molecular function: kinase activator activity; NF-kappaB binding; transcription coactivator activity. The record is from RefSeq and is a predicted model, not a curated record. Gene Ontology annotation, biological process: positive regulation of extrinsic apoptotic signaling pathway; apoptotic process; canonical NF-kappaB signal transduction. The transcript has 3 exons. Bases 487 to 1290 code for a protein of 267 amino acids.
GGUUCUAGUUUCUGUUCGCCAAAUUAGAAAAACAGGUCCCACUCUAUGCUUCAGUUAUUUGACCAUGUCAAGCAAAAAAAUAAGAAAUCAGAGAAUAACAAUAGAUUAUUUGAACACUGGAAUAUGCUCUUCAUCCCCGAAUGGAAAAAACAGUGGUGAUGCGAUAGUAGCCGACUAGUAUAGCACAACUGAAUGAAAAACACUCAUCAUUCACUUGCCCAUACAUGACUUGCGUUAACUCAUCCAUGGAAUCAGGAAGUAAUAAUUGGCAGCGGUUCACUAAUGAAAAACGUAUAUUUACCGAGGCUCUGGAAGCUUCUGUUUUGUAUCGGCAAAUAACUAGACUAUAGGCUAUUAGACAAGAGUUACGCACUGGAAAAUACAAUAUCCGUGUACCGGAGCCUAUCUUUUGGUUAAAAUAUUUUUAGUGUGCCAUUUUAUUCUCGUAAAGUACCCGGAAGACUUGCAUUUGACACCUUAGGUAGGAUGGAUGUAACUCACCUGACAGAAGAUGAAAUGGCCGAUAUAAAAAAGGAAGUCCUGACGAGGCUGCGGCCGUACCUUUGUGAAAAGAUCCGGGCUGACCGUCAUUUUGACUACCUGCGCUCGCGGAAGAUCCUGACGCGAGACGACACAGAGGAGAUCAGCUGCAGGAUCACGCAGACCAAGAAAACAGGCUUGCUCCUGGACUACCUGGCUGAAAACCCUCGGGGGCUGGACGCCCUGGUCGAGUCCAUCCAACAAGGACGUACGCUCAACUUCCUGAUUACCAAGAUCACUGAUGAAGUGCAGAAGGUGAAGAACGAGAAGAUGGAGUCUCUCAGAGCAGGGGCAUCCAGUUCCACCUCGGGCUUCCUGCCAACUCAGGACACAUCCGGGGUCAAUAAAGACCUCUCCAGGACACUGUCAUAUGAGUCCAACCUGGCAUCCACAUUAUUUUACAACGGAGAGGGGAGCCCAUCCACCUCUGACGCCCUAAGUUUCCUCAACCGGCCCGCUGCCUCCAGCCAUGGGAAGGAGGUGUUGUCAUCCAUGCGAGGGGGUAGCAUGGCUGUGUCUUCAUCCCAGGUCUCUUCCACACUGCCCAGGCCUGGAGACCCAGGGGCUCCCCCCCUGCCGCAGGAAGUGCUGCUACUGCCAGAGGCCUCAUCUAACAUGGACGCUGGACCACACAGGAGCACGGCGAUCAGCGGAGGGGACGUCAACUUCCAGCCCCUGAGGUCACGCUCCACACUCACUUCCAUGUCAUACAGGGACCUCUCACCUCAGCCCCCACCAAAAUCUUACUGAACCCCCCCCCCCCCCCCCCCCCCGCCCUGGACUACUUCCCAGCAUUACUCAUAACAAACAUUCACUCUUCAAAUGUGUUGUUUGUACCAGUGUAUGUGUUUUAUCAAUGGUUUUAGUUAAGUGAUACUUUACAAGUUACUAUUUGUUUAAAGUAUGUUCCAUGCCUUACAUUAUACACUGGGUCAUCCGAAAGCUGGACAAACCUAUUUUGGGUUCAAUAUGAAACAAGUAACUGCUUACUAAUGAUGCCUCAAUCAUAAGCUGUACCCUCAUGAAUUUUACUCUGCUUAUAUCAAGUCCUCUUUUGUAAAAUGCCCCUUCCUUACACAUAGAGAGAGUUGGGUUGAGACAUACAGUGCUUUCAGAAAGUAUUCAUACCCCUUGACUUAUUGUGGUACAGCCUGAAUUCAAAAUGUAUUAAAUACAAUAAAAAUCUUGCCU